AUGCUACCCCAAGCGUUCCUCAGGGGAUUGCUAGCAGCUUUGCUAGUUAUACCUUUAACUACUCUGGCAUCUCGUACCCAAUGUACUGGGAAACAAUGCUGCAUCAAACGCGACUUUAUACCACGAGUCAACCGGAAUGUAUCCACAGAUAGUUCUCACAUUUUCAACAUACCCAGAGCCCUCAUAGAGCUGCCAAACGAUGAGUUGAAGCACCAUUUUGUUAGUAAAACGGUCAACGCUCUUUCGACAAGGAAGAAGAUUUAUGACGACGAAAACUCUUCUGGGGAUAGUACAGCGCUAUGGAGAUCGUUUAUGCGCAAUGGAAACUACCUUCAGACCCCUUUCCAAAUUGGACUUAAACAUCUUACGGGAUGUAAAUCUAUUGUGAUAAUCGGACAUGGUGGGAUCUGGGCUGGCCAUAUUUUUGAAGACAGUGGUAUGGAUCCAGCAAACAAGGCUUACGCUGAGAAGCUGAUGUCGUCCGGUGGUAAAAGGUUUGAUGUUUUCUCGAACCACGUUUCGGAAUUGAAUGAGUCUCCAAAAAGCGGCCCGGGGUAUCUUCCUGAAGUCUUCAUUAUCAAAACACGAGGGGGGUCACCAGUACCCUAUGACCCGAAGGCACCAAGGGACGAAAGAUCCUGA
Messenger RNA from Hymenoscyphus albidus, 642 nucleotides. NCBI's taxonomy places the organism in Eukaryota, Fungi, Ascomycota, Leotiomycetes, Helotiales, Helotiaceae. The record is from the annotation of a GenBank genome assembly.